Molecule: messenger RNA, 6760 nt
Organism: Vollenhovia emeryi
Lineage: Eukaryota; Metazoa; Arthropoda; Insecta; Hymenoptera; Formicidae
Gene: hlk
Exons: 19
Coding region: 41-3958 (1305 amino acids)
Source: RefSeq, a predicted model, not a curated record
AAAAUUCAAAAAUAGCCGAUGUGCGGCAGUCAGUGCGGCGAUGUCGACAGCGAACGACGGUUCGGCGGUACGGUUCGGCCGAUGGUGGUGGUGCUGGCGAAGAAGAAGGCGGAGUACUACGACCCGCGGCCCUACGAUGCCGACGACGAUGUACCAUCCGAAAACAAUCAUCCUUCUGAGCGUGCUGGCGUUGAUCUCGAUCCUCCUGGGUCCAGUUGACGCCGCCGCAAGGACGAAAGCUGAGGAGUCGGCCUCGUCCCGCGGCUCGGCCGGCAAGCAGAAGGAGGCCGAGCCGGUGAUCGAGGAAGUUACUACCAAGCAACUCGAACGGCUCCUCAACGAGAAGGACUUUGUUGCCGUGUAUUGGUAUGCCCGAAGUUGCACCACAUGCGACAAAGUCCUGGCCGAAUUGGAGAAAAUCGACGACGAUACAGACCACUUUGGAGUUGACUUUGUCAAGAUCAACGAUAAACGACUGGCGAAGCAAUAUGGUAUCAAAACCUUCCCGGCUCUUACGUAUUUCCGCGAAAAAGAACCAAUUAUAUACGAAGGUGACCUGAUGGAUGAGGAGAAUGUACUGGAUUUUCUUACGAGUUUAGAAGCAAUGGAUUUGCCAGAUCGUAUCGAAGAAGUUAAUGCAAAAAUUCUGUCGAAGAUUGUCGAGGAAACAGAUUUCGUGGCGGUUCUCUUCUGUCCAGACACGGAGCGGUGUGCAGGCACCGGUUCUAACAAGCCGGACUGCAAAAAGUGUCUCAAGGCUCUGCAAGAACUGGAGAACAUUGACGAUGAGGCCGAUCAAUUAGGUAUCGGCUUUGUAAAGAUCGCGGACGAACAGCUAGCGGACGAGUAUAAUCUCGGCCCUCUCCCAGCCCUUGUAUACUAUAGGCACCAAAUUCCAGUCAUUUAUGAACAUGAGUUGAGUAGAGAAGAAGACGUGCUGGAAUGGCUGGUGGCGAACAAGAGUACGGGAGAUGAAGAGGACAUUAUCGAAGAUGUCACCGCCAAGACGUUGAACACGCUAAUUGGAAACAUUGACAAUUUAGUCGUUCUUUUCUACGAUCACGGUGACGAAGACUCUAUGCAGGUCUUAAACGAGCUAGAAAAGAUCGACGAUGACUGCGACAAGCACGGUAUUCAGUUCGUGAAGAUCGACGACGAGAAGGCGGCGGAAGAAUUUGGAAUCGACGAUGUGCCCGCGAUCGUCUAUUUCGAAAAGCAGAUCCCAAAUGUUUACGACGGAGAUGUAGAAAAUGAGGACGAAAUUCUGGAGUGGCUGUUGUCGCAACUCGAGAAGGACGAGAUUGAAGACGUCACCGAUGAGAUGCUGGAUCGCCUUAUCAAAGAUGGAAAGACCUUAGCCGUAUUAUUCUACGACAAUAACGAUCGGAAGUCUCAGAAAGUUCUCAACGAACUGGAGAACAUCGACGAUGAAUGCGAUCAGCUCGGCGUAACGUUCGUAAAGAUCGAUAACGCGGAGGAAGCUAAGGAGUACGGCAUUCAAAAAGUACCUGCGAUGCUCUACUUUGAGAAGGGCAUUCCGACGGUAUAUGAGGGUAAUCUCGAGGAUGAGGAGAAAGUGCUCAAAUGGUUGGAGCAGCAACAGAAGGCUGAUCAGAUCGAGGACAUUACGGAUGAGAUGCUCGAUAUGGUUAUAGAGAAGAUGCCACACGUAGCCGUUCUCUUUUAUGACAAAGAUCAGAAGAAGAGUCAGAAGGUGCUGAGCGAGCUGGAGAACAUCGACGACGAUUGUGACCAGCACAACAUAGCCUUUGUAAAGAUCAGCGAUCUGGACGAAGCAAAGGAAUAUGGCAUAGACACGCUUCCCACUUUGGUGCUCUUUGAACGAAAGAUACCACAUAUUUACGAUGGCGAUCUCAUGAACGAGGACCAGAUACUGGGCUGGUUGUUACAUCAGAAAAAACACUCCGAGAUCCCGGAAGUAACGGAUGAAAUGGUCGAAAAGCUCGUAGAGACGUCGCCGUACAUAGCAGUCCUGUUUUACGACAAGGACGACAAACAGGACAUGCGGAUCCUGAACGAGUUGGAGAACAUAGACGACGAUCUAGAGAAGGAGGGGAUCGUCAUCGUCCGCAUAGACAACGACGCCGAGGCUAAGGAAUACGGUAUCGAUCAUCUCCCGACCCUGGUGUAUUUCGAAGAUAAAAUACCGGCGAUAUACGAGGGCGAUCUGCUGAAUGAGGACGAGGUCCUCGAAUGGUUGAUAGAACAAAAGAACAGCGCUACCAUCGAGGAAGUCACGGACGAGAUACUGACGGAUCUUAUAGAGGAGCACGAAUAUGUUGUGGUAUAUUUCAGUGGAAGUUGCGAUGAAGGAGAAGAAUGCGACAACAUCCUCGACGAAUUGGAGAAUAUUGAUGACGAGCUGGAUGAAACAGGCAUUAUAUUCGUUACUACUGAAGACACUAGCAUAGCGAAGAAGUAUGGUAUCAAACGUUUCCCGACUCUCGCGUUUUUCCGAAACAAGGACCCACUGAUCUACACGGGCGAUCUCGAUGACGAGGACGAGGUAUUAUCUUGGAUCACAGACGAGGACACUUUGGAGAUACCAGGAAAAAUUGAAGAAGUCAAUGCUAAAAUGCUGGAGAACAUUCUCGAUGAGAACGAUUACGUCGUCGUCUUUUUCUACAAAGAAGGCGACAAGAAGAGCCAGAAGAUCCUUCAGGAGCUCGAGAACAUUGACGACGAGUGCGAAGAGAAGGAGAUCGACUUUGUAAAGAUCUCCGACGAGGGAAUAGAGAAGGAAUACGAUCUUCCGGGACUACCGGCGCUGGCAUUCUAUAGACACAAGUUCCGGCAGAUCUAUACGGGCGACAUGAUGCACGAGGAAGAGAUCUUAGAAUGGGUCCUCGAGCUUCGUACAACAACACCGGAUGUUAUCGAGAGCGUCGAUAGAAAAACAUUACAAGUGCUGAUCAACGAUGUCGAGCAUCUCGCCGUAUUCUUUUACGACGACAAAUGUGAAUCCUGCGCGGAGAUUCUCGAGGAGUUGGAAACGAUUGACGAUGAUACCGACAAACACGGCAUUCAAUUCGUCAAAUCGAACGACGCUAAACUGGCGGCAGAAAUCGGCGUUUUCUCCUUCCCGGCUCUCGUUUACUACGAGACCGGAGUCCCCAUCAUGUACGACGGUAAUCUUAAGAACGAGGACAGAGUUCUGGAAUGGCUAAUCGAACAGAAAAGUAAUGAUGAUGAUGAUGAUGAUGAUGAUGAUGAUGAUAAUGAUGACGAUGAUGAUGAUGAUAAUGAUGAUGAUGAUGAUGAUGAUGAUGAUGAUGAUGAUGAUGAUGAUGAUGAUGAUGAUGAUGACGAUAAUGACGAUGAUGAGGAUGAUGAGGAUGAUGAUGAUGAUGAUGACGACGACGACGAUAAUGACGACGAAGACGACGACGAUAAUGAUAAUGACAACGAUGACGACGACGACGACGACGACGACGACGACGAUGACGAUGACGAUGACGAUGAUGAUGGUGAUGAUGAUGAUGAUGAUGAUGAUGAUGAUGACGAUGACGAUGAUGAUGAUGAUUAUAACAACGAAGAUAGCCAAGAUAAUAAUAAAUUGAACAAAGUUCUGAAGAAAAUCCUGGACAAAGGCGACGGCUGUUUCUACAUCGGGAUGGGAGGUAAAAGCGCGAAACCCAAGAUUCCCUCCUAUGAGCCCUACCAGUGCUGUCCCACCAAGCUCGCCCACGGCACCAAGGUCGCCAAGGUCACCAAAAUCGGCCCGGUUACUAAGGACAAGAGCAAAUUUCGAGAUACCGGCAGAACGGAUAAGCCACUACUGCCGGCUUUGAAGCCGAUAAACAAGCUCACGGCCAAGGAGAGUAAAAAAUCGGCAACGAUAUCAUCGAAAAUCGACAGCGACACAAAGGAAUCCAAGUCCAAGGCCAAAAGGGGAUUUUUUGGAAGCGGUACUUCGCGGGUCACGCGCGGUCCAUGAAGAGCGUCAACGACGCACAACUUCCGGACGAACAAGACGAUCGAAGAUUCGACACGUGACUUCCACGCGGCUCUGGCACCGGCACCGGCUGGAUUCUCCGAGUCUUCGAGUCGUCAGAAUAACGAGCACUGAUUUCUUGAUCGCGCCGAUUCAUUUAUUUAUCGGGCAAUUUAUUACCAUCGAAUGAUCAAUGAUUCGGCCGAAUCAUUCGCAGAGCGUAAUCUCUUAUCGUGUAAUAAUUCAGCGCGGCGGUGAUGGAGCUGGGGUUAUUCACGAAUUACGAAGAGUUACUUUCUCCCCUGAGGAUAAACGAUUUCAUGUACAUAUACAUUUAUGAGUUAUCGCCAAUAAAAUAAUUUUUGGACAAUCUUCGUCUCGGCGAUAUGUUUAAAAAAAAAAGCAAUUCGUAAAUCAGCCUAGCUCCUAACGUUUGUAAAACCUUCGUCCGUAAAUAUAUAAUUUCCUACGAGCUAUGCAUUGAUCGAUCCAAAAUAUCUGCUUUGAAUUCGGACCCCAAGAAUCCCCUUGAACGUACAUCGUUAUGGAAGAGGACAGACGACAGUGUAUUUAAUACAUAAAGGCGCAAAAAAAUAGUGAGAAUGAAUUUUUCUGUCCUCUCACUGAGAGUUGGGUCGGGGUUGUGGGUUGUUGCAGUUGUGGCUGGAAUACCGUACCUCAUGAAGGUCUAAAUGCCCGACACGUACAUCGGCGUCUGGACGCGCGAGGUCGAGCUGUGAACGGCGAUUAGGGAAUGAAGAAAAAGGACUCGCAGGACGAUGGUCGAACGAAGGCAAUUCGCGCGACAGAAAUUUCGCGCAAUGACGGAAGAAGUCAGGUGCUCUAUGUUAUCAUAUGCUAACAGCACGAACAAGAUAAAUUUCGCCGCUGAGCGAGUAAAGAUUUUAUGUUUCUUAAAGGAACGAAAUAUGUCGUUACUAUUCAACGCAUUGUUGUCAUCAUUUAUCAAUUAUCAACAAUAGUAUCCCAUGAAGUCCCAUCAUCGUGUUCGCCGUCGAAUUCACUUGUCGUCAUUAUUGUGUUAUUACCGUCAGCGUCAUCGUCAUCAGUAUCAUAAUACAAUGUCAUCUUCAUCGCUGUAGUCGUAAAUGACAUCGUCAUCUUUCUUCUCGAUGUGUUCAUCCGUCUGUCAUGCGCAAAAAGUAAAUGAACAUCCGCGAGCGAUUUUAAUGUUUCUGUUAAUAUUACGUAUGUAAGGAGCCUAGAUGUAAACGCAUCCUACGAUCGAUAAAAGGAUAUUAAGAGAAUUAAUUCGGCAUCGGCUGUGCGUAUACGAUACUAAAAAUAUUCGAGAAGAGUAAUAUUCGACAGCAUGUCAGUUCGAUGCCUGCCGAUGGUCACGCGAUAAACAGAAUUAUUCUCGUAACGUAUGCAUUUCUUAUGUAGAAUCUCGAUCCUUAACAUCCGACCGCCGUCUAACGCUGAAUAUUGUUUAUCGGUUUUGUUUUACUCGUUAACCCGUUAACGUCACGAAGAGCGAUACCGCCGAUUUGUUGCAUUUCAUCGAUAUAACAUUCGCACGCAGUAAUGGGUAGGACUUUCUAGUAAUAGAGAAAAGGAAGUGUAAACAGUCGCUGUUGCCGAGACUAUCGAUAGUGUUCUACCUAGAUUUUGCGGUACGCGCUCUAGCGUUUAAUUUAACGUGAGAGAGAUUAAUCGUUUGUAACUAAACCCUUUCAUUCUGGAGCCUCCGUUUUAUCGAUCUCUGUAUGCUUUCUCUUCUAUCCCAAUAAAGCCUACUGAUCCUCGAGCUAACUUUCCUCUUCAACAUUAUAUUUAUAAGACUAAAGAGAUCUCAAGAAUGAAAUGGCUGAGACCCAGAGUUAGUGCAAAGCUAUGAACAAAUGUCUUGCCUAUAAUUUUAUUUAUAACGAGAUUUCUUAAUACAUGGAGUUCCUACAGUGUGUUUAUAUCAGUUUUCUGUUUUAAAACGGGAAAAAAUCAGAAUCGUCAUGAAUAUCAUUUUAACAAUUUUGACAAUGUCAAUAAAAAAUUGCCAUAGUUUUAAAAUAUUCAUAACAGUUACUGAAAUUAUCAUCUAUAUCGCAAUCUUAUUCUUGAAAUUUCGGGAUUUAUGUACUUUCGGAAUUAAAUGAUAUACAAAAUAAAAUACAAAAAUGCAUACAUACAAAUAAAAUCUUAAGAGUUAUAAAGUAAUUGUAUGUAUUGAGUUUCUUACUUAAAAAUUAUUUUUAAUUCCGGCAUAAAUUUCUGCUUUUUUUGCGAUAUGUUGAGAUUCACUCGAUAUGUGUUUUGUUACAUUCAACAUUUUUAAAGUUUAUCUAGCUUAGGUUCAUGCUGGCUGUAUGAACCAUAAAAUGAAGAAUAGGCUUUCGAAAAACUGCGAUUAAAACGCGCGGUAAACACUAUAAUAAUAGCAUCUAUUUAUUUAUUUAUUUAUUUAUUUAUUUAUUUGUAAUUAAAAUACUUUCUCUUAUAUAUAUUCAUUUUCUCGCUCUGUAUCUAAUAAUCUGCGCAAGAUACAAAUGUGUCAUCACUCUUAAAAUUGUCAUAUAAUAUUACAGGCGGGAUUCGCGUAAUAUUGUAUCGCGAUCUAAGACCGUAAAGUUGAUCAUUUUAGAUACUUUAGAAAAAUUCGUCGCAUCAUCAAUGAACGAAACUUUUUGUCUCACUGUAUCUGUGAUCACGAUUAUCAGACGUCAUGAAUUAUUGCUCGUGAACGUUGCGUGCGAGUCAAUAAAUCCGUGUUAUUCGCAUAAGAGCAGCAUGUACGAUAAUAAAAGUCGAUAUUAUACGAUAACAAUAAAUACACAUUUCCUAAUA